Molecule: messenger RNA, 342 nt
Organism: Phaedon cochleariae (mustard beetle)
Lineage: Eukaryota; Metazoa; Arthropoda; Insecta; Coleoptera; Chrysomelidae
Source: the annotation of a GenBank genome assembly
AUGCCGGCGUCUAAUUUGUUCGCUGAGAUGGAUCGCGGUAGCGGUAUAGGGGACGAAAGGGCUUUGCAAUUAGCCCUCGAGCUGUCUAUGCUGGGCUUCAGCGAGCCCCUUUCGUCCGUGGUUUCGGAACCGGACAGCCCUACCGAGCUCACGGCCUUCGUGAAUCCCAUGGCCAACGUGGGGUUGGACGAGGUCAGAUCGAAGAAGUCCCAGAACAUGACGGAGUGUGUUCCAGUGCCCAGUUCGGAACAUGUGGCUGAGAUCGUUGGCAGACAAGAAUUUCUGUUGCUCUUCAUUUUUUUUGUGGAAACUAUGGUGAUAGAAGAUGCCAUGCUAGACUAA